Molecule: messenger RNA, 903 nt
Organism: Lactuca virosa
Lineage: Eukaryota; Viridiplantae; Streptophyta; Magnoliopsida; Asterales; Asteraceae
Source: the annotation of a GenBank genome assembly
AUGAGCCAUUGGAAGCUUUUUCUCGCUUUAAUCAUUCUACAUGCUCAUGGAGAUCAUAUCUUCACAGGAGCUGUUGUUUUUCGUGAGUACAUAGGAGCUAACUUUGAAAAUGUUCGAUUUUCCGAUGUACCCAUAAACCCUAAUAUCCAGGUCCAUUUCAUCCUCUCUUUUGCCAUUGAUUACACCCUUGGAUCCUCCCCCACACCGACCAACGGAAAGUUUAAUAUCUUCUGGGAUUCCGACAAUCUCAGCCCCUCUCAGGUUCUUUCAAUCAAACGCCAACAUUCGAAUGUUAAAGUUGCGUUAAGCAUUGGAGGGGACAGUGUUGGAAGUCGUUCUGUUAAUUUCACUGCUUUCUCGAUAGAUUCAUGGGUAUCUAACGCUGUUUCUUCCCUCACUCGUGUUAUAAAACAGUAUCAUUUAGAUGGAAUCGAUAUCGAUUAUGAGCAUUUCGAUGCUACACCUACCAUCUUCGCACAGUGCAUAGGACGACUUGUGACGACUCUAAAAAACAAUCGAGUCAUUUCAUUUGCUUCAAUUGCUCCAUUCGAUGAUGGCGAAGUUCAGAGGCAUUACUUAGCUCUAUGGAGGAGUUAUGCACGUGUUUUCGACUACGUCAAUUUCCAGUUUUAUGCUUACGACAGAGGCACCACUGUGGCUCAGUUUCUGAGGUUCUUUGAUGCGCAGGCGUCUAAUUAUGAUGGUCGUAAGUUGUUAGUCAGCUUUAGCACUGAUUCGAGUGGCGGCUUAAAACCAGACAAGGGGUUCUUUACGGCGUGCCAGAAUCUUAAGAGUAAGGGAAAACUGAACGGCAUCUUUGUUUGGUCUGCAGAUGACUCGAAAGCCAGUGGAUUCAGGUUCGAGAGACAAUCACAAGCAUUGUUAGCAAAAUCUUAUAAGUAG